AUGACAAGUUUCAUAAGAGUGUUUGAUACAACAUGCAGUGGUAGAGCCCUGCAGCAAAAGCAACACCCCCGGGCGUGCCUCCCGUCCAUCCAGCACAGCCUCCCGUCCAUCCAGCCACCUGGGGAGGCGGCGGGGGAACAGGAGUCGGUGGAGGGCGAGGCGGCUGCGGCCGCGGUGGCAGGGGGAAGUGGCGCAAGGGGGACUGAGUCAGAGGCGGCUGUGACGGUUGAGGCGGCGGCGACUGCGGGGCUGGAGGGGGUUGCUGCUGAGGCGACUGAGAUGGUGGCUGCUGUUGAGCUUGGCGGGCCUGACGCUGCCUUUGGCGGCGGCUCAGCCUCACCCUCUGCCAUCCCCCAGGCGUGGCAACCAGAGGAGCCGGGACCACCAGUGGCUCAGGAACGGACCGAGGCGGUGGAGCUGGCGGCAUCACCGGAGCCUGUAACGGCGUCUGUGCUGGCUGCGCCGGUGACAGCGGCGACAGGGGAACAGGGCGGAGCCCAGACCGAGGAGGGUGCGCCGGUCGCCGGUGCGAACGCCGAAAUUUAUGUUGUUGCCGAGGGCGCAAGCACGCAGGGACACGACCUGGGGGGGAGCGGUAGACAAAGUCGCGGAGCUGGCGGGACUGCCGGCGCCGCCCGCGGGAAGACGACGCUUCGAGCCCAGCCAGCACCGAGGCGGCCCGGAGCAGGGCUGGGACUUGGUCCCCCGGGACCCCUCCUGGGCUGGCUUCUGCAAGGGCAGUUGCCACAAGGGCAAGAGCGUCACUUGCAAGAGGGAAGCAAGAGAUAG
This is a messenger RNA of Closterium sp. NIES-65, 789 nucleotides long. The record is from the annotation of a GenBank genome assembly. NCBI's taxonomy places the organism in Eukaryota, Viridiplantae, Streptophyta, Zygnematophyceae, Desmidiales, Closteriaceae.